CAGCAUUUAAAAAAUAUCUUUGGUACGAAUAUAUUUCAUGCCAGGAAGACUCUUAAUCGUAUGUCUAGUGAUGAUGAUAUCAAUGAAUAUGCAUUCAAGCAGCUCCAAAUCAUCGAUUAUAUUCUUGACACCUUUGAUAACAAGCAGUAUAUUCUGAAUCCCGCUAAGCCUGCGAAACUAACUGAGCGCGAUUACGAAUCAACAAUCUGGGUUCCUCUCUUCGCUAAGCUGUUUAGUAUAAAGAAAAUUCCUUUGGUACGAAUCAAAUCAGGCGAGUCAGUACCAGAAGAAUCAAGCAAGAAAAAGGCUCAACAAUAUGGAAGCGACAAGAAUAUUAUUGGCUUCAAAAUUGACAUAAGACUAAUCCACGAUCACGAAGACUUGGAGAUUGACCUGGCAAGCAUAGAGAUUUCCCACCCCUUCCCGGAUGAUGCCAAAGUCUGUCAUGAUGAGUCCAAGUUGUUGCGCGAGUCUGCGAUUAGUACGGAAACCAUACACCAUCUGCUGCGCCAUGAUUACGUAUACACAUGGAUUAUCAGAGUUAGUGGGUCGACAGCUAUUUUUUCCAAGGUCUUAUAUGAUGAUGAGCGUCAAGUAUAUGUCAACGUCUAUCAAUUUACGUUCAUUUUUCCUACUUGUAUAAGCGAGAUUGAAGAUUUAAAGGAUAGCCUGGAAUUGUUAUUCAAGUUCAAAGAAGAUGUGGAGCGUAUUGCAAUCAAAGUUCAAAAAGAAUUGAAGCAUACACAACGUUCGAUUUAUCGAUCUGAGGACAUUUCCCCGGAAAGAAAGCUCGCCCCAACACCAUCCGUAUACUUCACUACGCCCAGAAACGAGGCACAUCGUUCAGUUUAACCAAUGUAAAGUUUUAUUAAUAAAGGACACUCUUUUUAUUAUUCUAUUAGAACAA
Mucor mucedo is the source of this 907-nucleotide messenger RNA. RefSeq lists its product as uncharacterized. Bases 61 to 852 code for a protein of 263 amino acids. The transcript has a single exon. The record is from RefSeq and is a predicted model, not a curated record. NCBI's taxonomy places the organism in Eukaryota, Fungi, Mucoromycota, Mucoromycetes, Mucorales, Mucoraceae.